Molecule: messenger RNA, 772 nt
Organism: Vitrella brassicaformis
Lineage: Eukaryota; Vitrellaceae
Source: the annotation of a GenBank genome assembly
CCCAUUGAAUGCAGAUGGGCACAUCUUCUGGCGCUGGGGACGUUGUGUCGGAGUCGUCGAGGGCUGUUGUUGCAGGUGGACAUCGGAUCUUCCACCCCGUUAUAAUAUUGUCUUGUCAUGCUCUGUUGUCUUUCUGUUCUCAGGUUGCGUGGUCUUCUCUGGGCUGCAGGUGGCGAUGCCACGAGCGACAUGAGUUCGUGUCUGCAGCUAGGCUGUCCAGUUCCGGUUGGUUUGGCUUUUUGUAGGCAUUUUGUCACUUGCCGCUACUCCGUGGGAAGGCACCCUUGCUCCGGCACAGGACGCGAAGCAUUCGGUACGAAAAGCGAAUCAACCGAAUUGCUGGCAGUCUGCGUGGAAGGCAGGUUAUCGUCAUUUUGCUUUACCUGAUCAUGUCUGUGAGUGUGUAGGCUGGGGCUGAUAUCGGCGUUGGCAGCAGGUGCCGUUUUCUGGAUCAACCAUCGACGCAAUCUCAGGAGGCGCGAGGCAUUGGAGACUCUACAGUAAGAAUGGCCUUACAUUCUCUAGUGCAUGUGUGUGAGCGGCCUGGACGUGAUGAACAGGCAACAGGACGUCGAGAAGAUGAAAUUCAUGGUGAGACAGAAAUGACCAUGAUCGAUGCAGAAGAGUUUGUGUUUGUGUUUGGCUGCAGAAGGCGGACAGCCUGGCUACACCUCUGUCAAUGCCCGAAGAGACGGAGGAGGCCGAGUUGAAGAUCCCGUCGUUGAUCCAGGAGGCCAAGGCAGAGGACCGAAGGAUGGGCUGGGAAAGAUGA